Molecule: messenger RNA, 1545 nt
Organism: Marasmius oreades (fairy-ring Marasmius)
Lineage: Eukaryota; Fungi; Basidiomycota; Agaricomycetes; Agaricales; Marasmiaceae
Exons: 17
Coding region: 1-1545 (514 amino acids)
Molecular function (GO): monooxygenase activity; iron ion binding; oxidoreductase activity, acting on paired donors, with incorporation or reduction of molecular oxygen
Source: RefSeq, a predicted model, not a curated record
AUGGAUGACCACGACCACUCGAAACUGCUCUUCUUACUGUGCAUAUUCGCCCUUUACAUCCUUCACAAGAUACUGAAUUAUCGAAAAUUAGUUGGAGGGCGUGCAGGCAACCAUGUAACUCUGUUCCAUCCAUAUGGAAUGCCAUCGUAUCUGCUUCCUCAAAUUCGCUGGGUCGUCGAAGCAGCAAACCGCAGAUUUCCAUUCAAACAUCAACGGUACGAUCGUUAUGGCUGGGAUAUACUGUCGAACUACUGCGUGCUCUCUUCGUCCUUUAUAAUAGCCAUCGCCGAUCCUAAUGCAAUCAAGGACGUUUUAACAUCACAUUCUCGCUUCCCGCGAUACGUAGAACAGUACAAACCCCUCAGUUUCUUCGGACCCAGUGUGUUGUCAACAGAAGGAGACGAGUGGAAGAAGUACAAGAAGGUUGUCAAACCCGCACUCUCCGAUAAAAACAGCCGAAUGGGAUGGAGUGAAACGGUUCGGGUAAUGAAUGACCUCUUUGAAGAGGAAUGGGGAGGAAAGGACGUCGUGAAGGUUGAGAGCUGCCUCGAGUUAACGCUAUCGAUGGCCCUCUACGUUCUCAGUGCCGCGGUAUUCGGACAAAAGUUAUCCUGGAAAGAAGACGAACGACCUCAAGGAAACAAAAUCACUUUCAAAAGAGCGUUGUUCGAUGUCAGCAGCAACUUGGUACUCAAAAUGGCUUUACCCAACUGGGCUGGGAAGAUGUCCAAGCGCGUGAAGGAGAUUCAAGAUUCAUUCAAUAGUCUUGACGAAUACAUGCUCGAGAUGGUCCAGACCCGAGACAAGACGGACGAGACAGAUCUGUUUAGCAGCUUGCUCAAAGAGAAUGCGACCGGAAACGAAGAAACUGCCCUGAAUGUUCGAGAAAUUAUCGGGAACGUAUUCGUUUUGCUGAUAGCCGGACACGAAACUGCUGCCCAUACGAUCUGUUUCACGCUCAUGCUACUCGCUCUUCACCCGGAAGAACAAGAUAACCUUUAUCGAGAAGUCAAAGCACUCCUUCCUGAUGGAAGGGAACCGACUUACGAAGAGAUGCCCCUAUUCACACGGGCUAUGGCUGCAUACUACGAAACACUUCGCAUGUUCCCACCAGUGACCUGGAUACCGAAAGUCUGCGCAGAAGAUACGGUGCUCUCUGCUCCUAGCGUCGAUGGUACUAGAAUGGAAAGUGUGCCUGUUCCCCGAGGAACACACGUUAUCGUUGACGUCGUCGGGUUGCAUUAUAAUCCUCGUCAUUGGGAGGACCCUACGGAAUUUAGACCAUCUCGAUUCAUAAGGGAAUGGCCUAAAGACGCUUUUAUACCGUUCAGCGCUGGUUCACAUGCGUGUAUAGGGCGAAAAUUCUUCGAGGUCGAAGCGAUCGCUAUCUUGGUGAUGUUGAUAAGAAAAUACGAAAUUGAAAUCCCAACCAAGAGCGGAGAAACGUACGAGGAGAAGAAGGCUAGGGUUUUGGCGACUACGACAGCUAUUACAUUAACGCCUGGUGAUAUUCCAGUUGUGUUUCGGAAGAGACUCGAUUUAUGA